Messenger RNA from Copidosoma floridanum, 1740 nucleotides. RefSeq lists its product as uncharacterized. The record is from RefSeq and is a predicted model, not a curated record. Gene Ontology annotation, cellular component: Fanconi anaemia nuclear complex. Gene Ontology annotation, biological process: replication-born double-strand break repair via sister chromatid exchange; negative regulation of double-strand break repair via homologous recombination; positive regulation of double-strand break repair via homologous recombination. NCBI's taxonomy places the organism in Eukaryota, Metazoa, Arthropoda, Insecta, Hymenoptera, Encyrtidae.
AAGUGCCAGUGAAUUAGUUUUCUUUUUUUAUGUACAUACCUACGUGUUUUACUUUUUUUUUUGGAAAUUAGUUGAACAACGUUGAAUACGUAGAUAAAAAAUACCGUUCAAAUGCUCUUUUGAGGUUAUCCGGAAAUUGUUUAAUUUAAAAUAAUGCUUUGGAGGUCCUAUGUUUGUAUCAGCUUUGAUGAUUGAUCAGUGAAAUAACAAGAAAAAUGGAUGUAGAAGAAAUUUUGAUAGAUGAUGAUGACUUUGAUGAUAUUGACAUUGAGAUCUUGAAUGUUGGAGUAAACGAGGAUUCGCCAUCACCGGAUAAAAACAAGCCAAUUUUGAAAAACGAAACUGUCCAUAAAAAUCCAGUUGAGGAGCACUUGAUGAAACAACUCAACUGUGCACGCAACCAAAUUGACCAGGCUAAAAGCAACAUCGAGGUUAUUCAGAAUGUCACCCAGAGAAUAGUGCAGAAUUUGUCUUCCAAGGCUGCUUACAGGGACAACACCAGUUCAGACUCUGAUGGUGAUGUGUUUUCAAGUUGUGGUGAGCCAAUUGCUAAGAAAAAAAAGAAUAAGUACUAUGAAAAACGUCAGGUGCUGGUUGUUCAAAAAACUUGGCAACGUGUCAUUGAUGACAAAUGGAUCAUAGGAGUGGUACUGCAAAGCUCCACCACAUGUACCCUGAGGGAUCUGACGAUAUACGUAAGCUUGAAGAACCGCGAGGACGACAGUCACGGGGUCUCGGUCUUCUGGACGCUGGUCGACGACACCUUCUGGUACCCGACCGAGGAGAUAGACUCGGAGGAGCAGCUGGUCGCCACGGCUGUGCUCGACCUGCCGAGUUUCGAUGCGGGGGCUCGGCUCGAGGCCCAAGGCACCGUGUUCUGUCAAUUCGACGACAAGCUCUUCCAGACGCCGGUACCCAACGUCGAGCUCACCGUCCACCAGACGGUUGACGGUACUUGCGCCGUCGAUCUCGAGGAUCCCGACGAAGCGCAGUUCAGUAUACUCGCGCUCAAGGCUAUAUCGGUAGACCGAGUUAUCCUGCUGCCGUGGCAUCAGGACUCGAGCAUCGGCAAGCGGCUGAUGAAGUUCCUGGGAAAGUACGCCUUCAAGGAGAUCUGCAAGGUCUGCGUCGUGAGGAACACCGGAUCGUUGCAGUACUGCGUGCUCGAGGUCCUGCCCGCUGACGAGGACGGCGAUGUCAGGGUCUUGUUAUCGGCGAGAUCCGAGGCUCAACUGUCGGUGGUGGUACAGUUGCUGCGCAUGGACUUUCCCGAGAUGAUAGACGUUGAAAAGCAACAGGCCAUGGACGAAGCUGCCGAGGUGCUGCGCAACGAGCUCAAGCUCUACCUGAGCUGCACCGACGCGGUCAAGCUCCAACGCGCCAGAAUCAAGACGGACCUGCUUAUUCCUUGACUAGUUAGUUGCUGUACUUUUUUCACUCCCACUUUUUUUUAUUAUUUUUAUUAUUAUUACUUAUAUUUUUUAAAGAAAAAAAGCAAAGUUGUUUUUUCGAUGCUUUACGUUAUGCUAAAAAGUGGCAGUUUUAAGGAUCCGACGUUGCGAUCGAACCAUCAUUUCAUCGACGAACGCGUUAUACGGUGCUAUGUAUGAUAUCAUUAAUCAUACGUGAUACGAAAUAUUUAAUAUAUAGGUGUACUCUUGCUGAAGUAUUAUUAUUACCUCUGUACGUGCGAGCCAUGCGAGUAAGUAUUAUAUUAGACGCGUCAUUAUUAUGACACAA